Molecule: messenger RNA, 1804 nt
Organism: Punica granatum (pomegranate)
Lineage: Eukaryota; Viridiplantae; Streptophyta; Magnoliopsida; Myrtales; Lythraceae
Source: RefSeq, a predicted model, not a curated record
UCCCUUCCGGCGCCUAAAAUAACUCGAAAAUAUGGCGAUUUCAAUAUCGGCGAUAAAGGCUUUUUCCUUGAAAUCGCUCCAGCUCCAACCCAAAACGGGCUCUCUGGCAUCAUUUUCUUCCAAGGACAAGUCUUUUCUUGUUGAUCAACGCUUGGUUACUAAAUGCUAUUUCAGCGUCAGAAGAAAAAGACAAGAUCCUCAUGCUAGGAGGGUCUUUUCCGAGACCAGCGAUUUGUUGUCGUCGUUUAUAUUUAGUGAAGUCGAUAACGAAAGCUGGCAAUGGAACGAUUGGAAGGAUGAUGAAGAAGAAGAAGAAGAAGAAGCAAUAAGAACUGCCGGACAGCCUGAGAGAGAGCUAGCUGAUCAUUGGCGGGAGAUGCAUGGGCAGGAAGAUUGGAUGGGCCUCCUUGACCCGAUGGACCCACUUCUGAGGUCCGAGCUGAUCCGCUAUGGCGAAAUGGCUCAGGCCUGCUACGAUGCCUUUGACUUCGACCCAUUCUCCAAGUACUGCGGGAGCUGCCGGUUCGGGCGCAAUCACUUCUUUGAGAGCCUCGAGAUGACCCAUCCUGGGUACAACAUCUCGAGGUACCUGUACGCAACGUCAAACAUCAACCUCCCCAACUUCUUCAAGAAGUCUCGGUGGCCCAAGGUGUGGAGUAGGCAUGCAAACUGGAUUGGGUAUGUGGCAGUCUCGGAUGAUGAAACAUCGAAGCGCCUUGGCCGCCGUGACAUUGCCAUUGCCUGGCGUGGCACUGUAACCCGGCUUGAAUGGAUCGCAGACCUGAUGGAUUUCCUCAAGCCAGUGUCUUCUAACAGGAUCCCGUGCCCCGAUCCAUCAGUAAAGGCCGAGUCCGGUUUCUUAGAUCUCUACACUGACAAGGACGAUGAGUGCAGUUACUGUAGGUAUUCGGCGAGGGAGCAGAUCUUGACUGAGGUGAAGCGGUUGAUUGAGGCAUACCCUAGAGAGGAGCUAAGCAUCACGAUGACAGGGCACAGCCUUGGGAGUGCCCUGGCAAUAUUAAGCGCAUACGAUAUCUCUGAGACUGGCCUAAAUGUGACUGGGGAUGGCCGAUCUGUUCCAGUAUGCGUGUUCUCAUUUGCAGGGCCAAGGGUCGGGAAUGUUCGUUUCAAGGAGCGGGCAGAAGGACUCGGGGUGAAGGUGCUGAGGGUGGUGAACGCUUGCGACAUAGUCCCCAAGACACCCGGAUUUUUCUUCAACGAGCAUGUGCCAGAGAUCGUGAUGAAGCUCGCGGCUGGGCUGCCGUGGAGCUACUCGCACAUCGGGGUGGAGCUGGAGCUGGACCAAAGGAACUCACCCUUCUUGAAGGACACCAACAACCCUGUCUGUGCCCAUGACUUGGAGGCUCACCUCCAUUUACUUGACGGGUACCAUGGUAAAGGACAUAGAUUUGUGCUAGCAAUCAGGAGAGACCCGGCACUAGUGAACAAGGCGGCCGACUUUCUAAAGGAUCAUUACUUGGUCCCACCUUAUUGGAGGCAAGAUCGAAACAAGGGUCUAAUUAGGAAUCAAGAGGGCCGUUGGAUGCAGCCUGAACGGCGAAAACUCGACGAUCAUCUGGAUGAUCAUGAAGCCAAGACUAGAAAUGUGUAAUGUAACUAGGAUAGAAUAUUUGAGCAAUUUGUCAAUUUGUAAUAUUUGGAAACAAGGAAAAUUGCAGAUAUGGAUAGAAGGAAAAUUCAAUUCUUUCUUAACCACCGAAAAAGCAUUUAUGUGUUUGGUUUUAGAGUUGAAUUAAAUUGAGUUUUGGUUUUAAUUAGUUUGUAAUGAUUGUAUUGUUGAAUU